Molecule: messenger RNA, 1694 nt
Organism: Toxorhynchites rutilus septentrionalis
Lineage: Eukaryota; Metazoa; Arthropoda; Insecta; Diptera; Culicidae
Product: fatty acyl-CoA reductase wat-like
Exons: 4
Coding region: 58-1644 (528 amino acids)
Biological process (GO): long-chain fatty-acyl-CoA metabolic process
Cellular component (GO): peroxisome
Molecular function (GO): alcohol-forming very long-chain fatty acyl-CoA reductase (NADP+) activity
Source: RefSeq, a predicted model, not a curated record
UCCACUUUCAGUCUAUCGAUUACUGCUCGCACAUUCGUAUCGACAAAGUGGCGAAGUAUGUUGGAACAAAUUUUUAUCACUGAUGAUUUGGAGAAAGAUCCGCAGAAGGGAGUCAACUCACCCAUGCGAGAAUUCUUACGGGGGAAAACCGUUUUCCUCACCGGCAGUACCGGCUUUUUAGGCAAACUGUUUAUAGAGAAACUGGUACGAUGUGAAGUGAGUGAAAUUGUUCUACUGAUCCGUGGGAAGAGAGGACGAACUCCUCGCGAGCGACUGCAGCGACAGUUCGAACGUGAAGUUAUUUACACGGGAUACACGAGGAAUCCGGAUCGCUACUGGAACCGAAUCAGAAUAAUGGACGGAGCCCUGCACCACAACGACCUCGGGUUGUCGGAGGUUGACCUCGAUUACUUGUACAGUAAGGUCAACGUAAUCAUUCACUCCGCAGCGGAUGUUCGAUUCGAUGUGUCACUGAAAACCAGCCUCAUGACUAACGUGUUUGGAACCAAUGAAUUGCUCAAGCUGGCACUCGGUAUGAAGAAGUUACUAUCCGUUGUGCACAUCUCGACCGCUUACUCGAACUGCAUCCAGGAAGUUGUGGAGGAGAAGUUUUACCCCUUCGAUGUGGAUCCUAUGGUGAUGAUCCGCUUGGCUGAAAUGGCCGACGAGGAACACCUUGAUGCUUGCUGUAACAAAAUUAUUCACCCGUGGCCCAAUACGUACACGUACGCGAAAAUGCUGUCUGAACAGGUGGUUCGCGGUUAUUGUGGCAGACUGCCGGUAGCGGUGAUUAGACCGUCAAUUGUGACCUCCACUAUGGAGGAUCCCAUCGAGGGCUGGACAGACAAUGUUUACGGACUCAACGGAGUGAUAGUGGGCGUGGGUAGUGGGGUGCUACGGAUACUGCAUCUAAACCAGGAUUGUCACGUCGAUUUCGUUCCCGCCGAUCUGGUUGUAAAUUCCUGCCUCGCGCUGAGUUGGUACACAGCAGUUCACCAGAGCGACGAACCCCCUAACGAGGACGAAAUCGUCUUCAACUGCACCAGUCGGUCGGACAAUCCGUUCACCUACCGAAAUGUCUACCAGUACUCGGAAUCGUUCAGAGCAAAGAUCCCCACGCUACGAUCGUUGUGGUAUCCUACGUACAACAUUACGGAGUCCGCUACGAUGUGCAAUGUGUUGCAGUUUUUCUACCACUUCCUGCCAGCGCUGCUGUUCGAUUCGAUGGCCCGAUUGAAAGGGAUAAAACCGAAGGUAUUGUUUCUCUACCGUAAGGUGCAACAGUUCGCCGAGGUACUCCAGUUCUUCACCACGAAUGAGUGGGAAUUCGAGAACACAAGGAUGCGUCAGGUGUACGACAGUAUGGUGCAGGACGACAAGGAGUACUUCCCGGCGGACGUGAAGGCGAUAGACUGGGGAGAUUAUUUCAACAUCUACUUGCUUGGCUUGCGCAAGUACAUCAUCGGCGAGAGUUUGGAUAAUUUGGAGCAGGCAAGACGGAGACAUACGAUGUUGAAAAUUGCACACUAUCUGCUACUGGCAUUGAUCUAUUUUGCGUUUGCGUAUGUGGGAUACGUACUGCUUAGAUGGACGCCAAUGAAAGCAGGAUUCGAGAGGAUUAGCGAUAUAAUUCGGAUUAUGUGAGACGAUUGGAACAGGUAGUGAAACUAGUGUGUUAUAUGCUCGCUAAAUGU